Messenger RNA from Staurois parvus, 259 nucleotides. NCBI's taxonomy places the organism in Eukaryota, Metazoa, Chordata, Amphibia, Anura, Ranidae. The record is from the annotation of a GenBank genome assembly.
AAUGUUUUUUUUUAAAGGUUAGAAAGAGGAAAAAGUCACAUGCUCUGCCAUACUGGGAUUAUUGUCACAAGUGACAUCUUGCUUACUACCAGAGGCGGACUGACAACUCAUGGGGCCCCCGGGCAAUAGGGGAUCAUGGGGCCCCUGUGUUCUCACCCACACUCAAACCACACCCAAAAAAGCCUAUGAAAGGUACCAGGGGCAUCUCAUGGGGCCCCCUACUGACCCCGGGCCCUCGGGCAGUGCCCGAGUUUCCAAA